Indicator indicator is the source of this 1741-nucleotide messenger RNA. RefSeq names its product THAP domain containing 5 (gene THAP5). Gene Ontology annotation, cellular component: nucleus. The transcript has 3 exons. The coding region runs from base 1 to 1239 and encodes 412 amino acids. NCBI's taxonomy places the organism in Eukaryota, Metazoa, Chordata, Aves, Piciformes, Indicatoridae. The record is from RefSeq and is a predicted model, not a curated record.
AUGCCGCGGUACUGCGCUGCUUCCUGCUGCAAGAACCGGGGGGGACAAAGCGCCAGGGAUCAGCGCAAGCUGAGCUUCUACCCAUUUCCACUUCAUGAUAAAGAGAGACUUGAGAAAUGGUUGCGGAACAUGAAACGUGAUGCCUGGACUCCAAGCAAGCACCAGCUUCUCUGCAGUGAUCAUUUUACCCCCGAUUCCCUUGACGUGCGAUGGGGGAUACGGUACUUGAAACACACGGCUGUGCCAACCAUUUUCUCUUCCCCAGAUGAUGAGGAAAGAGACUCUUCCCAGAGCACUGUGCAAGAGGUAAAGAGAGACCUGGAAGAAACAAAUUCAAAUGUGGAAUCAGAGAAGGCAUCUGUGUCACUUGAACCUUGUAUACCAAAGAAAAAUCCUGUAAUUGCAGAAAACCUAGGUGAAAAAGCAGAAGUAGUUUGCUCAACUGCAUUGAGUAAACCUUUACAGAUUCAAAAAUUGCAACUUCAAAAUGGAGAACACUUCCAGGCAGACAGCAUCAUUCUUGGUAAUACAUCUAACCUGCAUAUACAUCAACCUAAUCCUGUUUUAAUGGCAGCAGCAGUCCAGAGCAUGGAAGCUACCAGUGUUCAUACUUCCGUGGAGGAUCCUGUAGGUUGUACAGCUACAGUCUUGCAAUUUACAGACCCUGAUUACUUGAAUUCAUCUCUGAAACUGAAAAAUGCUUUAGGUUCAGUUACUGAUUAUGCAAUUGAAAAUCCUAACUCUCAUGUUGUAGGCUGUUCUGUUGAAGUACAGCCAGCAAGUGAAAAUGCAGUUUUACUGAGUACAGUCACGCAAACUAUUGAGCAGUUCAGUGGAAAUGAAGAAUCUGUCAUUGCUAUCAUUGUGCCAGCCGAGAGUCCAGAAGAGUCUGAAAUCGUUAAUAGUUCUUUCUUGCCUGUUAAGCAAGAGAUUCUUGACACAGAGGAGACAGAAACUGAUAAAACUAUGUACAUGAAUGCAUAUAGUGGAAGUGAAGUAUUACAAACUGAGCAUUCAUACUGCAAACAAGACAUAGACAGAGAUCACCUCUGGCAAAAAAUUUCAAAGCUCCACUCUAAAAUCACUCUGCUUGAAAUGCAGGAGAUAAAAACAUUGGGGAGACUGAGAUCCUUGGAAGCACUCAUUGGACAACUGAAGCAAGAAAACCUGCUUUCUGAAGAAAAGCUGAAGAUUGUAGAGAACUGCUUUACAACACUUGAAGUGACUAUGAUACAGUAAAGACUUACAGUGAUAGUUCUAAAAUAUCUUUUUAGCCUCUGACUCUGUGUACAAAUUAGCAUUGGUUUUGGUCACAGUGUUUUAAAUGUCAAGUGUAAAUUAUGUGAGAAACAAAUAUUUUUUUAAAUGUUACACCAACAACUACCAAAGCUAGGUUAAAAUAUUGCCUAUAAAACAUGACUUGCAAGAAAGCUUUAAAAGAAAAUUAAGCCUGUUAAAGUUUUGGAAAAAAAAGUAUUUUAAUUGAAUUAAUAAAAGAGAAGUUAAGCCUUUCUAGCUGCAGGCUUCUCUAAAACGUGCAACUCGUGCAUUUGGGGCAGCAGUACUAUGGACAGAAUAAGCAUGCAGGAUGGACAAUUAUGAACCUGUUGUUUAAAAAAAAAAUGUAUACUAAUUCUCUUUGAAAUGAGUAAUGAAGUAUGCAGUACACAUUGUCCACUGAGGCCGUAAGUGUUCUCAUAGCUUUUUGUGCACUUUGACCUUAUUAAAAUUGUUUCUGCAA